Ostrinia furnacalis (Asian corn borer) is the source of this 2006-nucleotide messenger RNA. RefSeq lists its product as uncharacterized. The record is from RefSeq and is a predicted model, not a curated record. Bases 61 to 492 code for a protein of 143 amino acids. The transcript has a single exon. NCBI's taxonomy places the organism in Eukaryota, Metazoa, Arthropoda, Insecta, Lepidoptera, Crambidae.
AUAGCAUUAAAACAGUCGUGGAUACGGACUAAAUUAUACGUGUUUUUGUGUUGAUUCAUUAUGGCAAGUAAUUUCGGGCUACAUUGUAGAUACUACGCGGGUAAAACCCUAGAAUGGAUGGUAAAUAAUAAGAUGAUAGUAUUCCUUGGAUUACUCUCUUUUUGUUUGUUCGUAUCAACGUUGGCGAUGGCGGGGCAACGGAACAGAGCCCUAGCUCAAGUGGAAGAACUUAAAACUAGUACAGUUGCCCCGACUACCGAAAAAUCACCUGAAACAACAACGAAUCCAGUUACUGAUACAACAAAUGCACCAGCAACUAAUGUACCAGCAACUGAUGUACCAACAACUGAUGCACCAGCAUCUGAUGUACCAGAUCCAUUACCUGAAGGUGAUGGUAAUCAAGGAAAUGCAAGUAAUGAGUCGGAUAAGGGUGAUAAAAAUAAAGAUACUAAUCUUGCUAGCAGAUGGCUCAAACUACGAGGUAUAGCAUAGGGCAAUGACACAUUAAUGUAAGUCAAGAUAACUCAAGAACAUCAUUCUGCACGUCCGCGUCCUAGUGCCAUUUUGUAUGUGACUUAAUACUUAUAGUUAAUGAAAUAAUGUGUUCAGCUAGUGAUUUUUGUAUAAGGAAUUUCAAUUUUAAAAACAAUGUCUUCUUUGUGUUAAUGUGAAGUGACGUUAGCAUCAAUUCAGCUUAAUUAGCCGCUCUUUUUACUAUUUCGAUUAUUAUGAGAGCCACGAUAACCAAAAUAUACAUUUUGAAAUACUUUCAAAAUGUAUAAUUGUUCUGUACUGUGUUGCUAAAUUAUAGCUCAAAGGCUGAGUUGCACCUCUUUAUUUUAACGGUAACAAUGACAAUAACCGGUGCUUUUUGUAUGGAAUUUGACAGAUUUUUGGCGUUUGUCAAAGUUAAAGUAAGAUGGUCCAACUCAGCCUAAUCGUACGCUGAAAAAUAAGUAUUAACAAAUGUUUUUUAGAAAACCUCUAAUUAUUUUUACUUUCAAUGUCUUAAAAUUAAAUUAUAUGCAUUGUGAAAAUCUGUUUUUUUUUUUUCAAACAUUGACAUGAAAUUAGUGAUAACUAACUACCAUUUUUGACGUUUUUUGAUCAAAAUCAUUAUAGCUAUUGUUAAAGAUGAAAUACCUUACUUUAAUAUACGGAACAUAAUUUAAAAGUUGGAAGAAUACAAUAUUAUGUAUUGUACGUACAGGUAGACUAAUAGUAGUAAUUACUUUUUUAUUAUUCAAAUACUAAUUAUUCAAUUUUCAAAAAAUUGUAGAUAACAUAUUGCAACAUAUUAUUUAAAUUCUUUGUUCUUUCAUUGUUAAUCGGUUUUAAAACGUACAAGGAAGUCAAUAAUAGACAUAUUGAUAAGAUAAGAGCCGUCAACCUAGAAAAAUCGAUUUGCAAAUAAACAUUAUGUCUAUUUAAAGUAUGUUAUUUACUUUUACGUACAACAAAUUUUUUGCCGGACUAUUGUAUAAGUAUAUUUUAUGCGGAUUACUAGCUUGAACUUUGUGUAAAAUUAUUUUUAAUUGUAUGUAGGUACCUAUACGUUAAGCUAUGUAGUUAAGUACGGAUGACAAUACGCGUGUUACAUACUUAGUUCUAAUUAGGUGUUAUUUUGCAAAAAAAUGUGUAGUCUCCCGUCGACUGUACAAAAGAUUUUUUUAGAUCUUAGGGCGCUUCAAAUUAGGCGUUUUGAAACGGACGUUAGUCGUGCGUUUGCAAGACCGCACACUCUAUUGGUAAAUUAAAUUAGUCAUUUUUAUCCCAAGGCAGUUAUCAUACAAUUUUCAGUGUGCGCUCCUGCAAACGGACGACAAACUUAACGUCUGUCUCAAAAGGUCUAAUUUGAAAAGGCUCUUAAUUUGGGUCCAAAUUCAUAAGAUUCGAGAUCCAAUUUUCAUAGAAAAAAUUGUGAGAGGGCUGGAUACCUAUUUUAGUUUGUGAAUUUAUUCCAUUUUCGUAAUAAAACAUGCAUUUUAUACAAAAAAGUUUCUUUA